Lolium rigidum is the source of this 375-nucleotide messenger RNA. RefSeq lists its product as uncharacterized. The transcript has 2 exons. NCBI's taxonomy places the organism in Eukaryota, Viridiplantae, Streptophyta, Magnoliopsida, Poales, Poaceae. The record is from RefSeq and is a predicted model, not a curated record. The coding region runs from base 88 to 375 and encodes 95 amino acids.
CAAGCUGAGGAGAGUGAUAAUUCGAAAGAGAGGAGAAGAGGAGAGGCAUAUACAUUUGUUUCGGAAGAGAUCGAUCGGGAAAUCAAGAUGUGCAUGGACAAGUCUGCCGUGCCGGCGAAGAAGAUAUGGCUCGCAAUCGCCGCCCGCGUCGGUCUCCGCCCAUCAGCUGGACUGAGGAACUUGAGGAAGGAGGUGAGGACGUGCGAGUACCGCGACGUGCACGUCAUGUGGGAGAUGCUCAGGGAGAUGGGCUCCCCGGCGGCACCCCUGGAGGAGAAGGAGGCCGCCGCCGCCGCGGCCGUCGCGGCUGCCGCCGGCGCCAGGAAGAAGAAGGCGGCGUGGAGGCGGUUCACCUACUACUGCUGCGCGUUCUGA